AUGCUGGCCUCCCUCGCCUCCGUCUUCCUCCUUGCCCUUUCCACGGCCAAUGCCGCGCUCACCUACAAGGGCGCGGACUGGUCCUCGGCGCCCAUUGAGGAGAAGGCCGGUAUCAAGUACAAGAGCAGCGCCGGCGCCUCGCAGUCCCUCGAGGUGAUCCUCAAGAACGCCGGCGUCAACUCGGUCCGUCAGCGCGUUUGGGUCAACCCUUCCAACGGCGACUACAACCUCGACUACAACCUCGCUCUCGCGAAGCGCGCCAAGGCGCAGGGCCUGUCUGUCUACCUCACGCUGCACUUCAGCGACACCUGGGCCGACCCGGCCAAGCAGGGCAUCCCUUCGGGCUGGCCCUCGGACAUUGAGAACCUUAGCUGGCGAUUGUACAACUAUACCCUCGAGGUCAGCAACGCUUUCCAAAAGGCCGGCGUCCCGCCCGCCAUCAUCUCCAUCGGCAACGAGAUCCGCGCCGGCCUGCUCUUCAACACGGGCAGGACCUCUAACUGGAGCAACGUCGCCCGCCUCCUCAACUCGGCCGCGUACGGCAUCAAGGACUCCACCCUCAGCCCGAAGCCAAAGAUCAUGAUCCACCUCGACAACGGCUGGGAUUGGAACGCCCAGAACAACUGGUACACCAACCUAUUCGCCCAGAACCUGCUCAAGGUCGCCGACUUUGACAUGAUGGGCGUCUCCUACUACCCCUUUUAUGGCUCCGGUGCCACCCUGUCCGCCCUCAAGACGAGCCUGACCAACCUGGCCAACAAAUGGGGCAAGGAAAUCGUCGUUGCCGAGACCAACUGGCCCACGAGCUGCCCGAGUCCCGCAUACGCCUUCCCGAGCGACCUCAAAGAUAUUCCCUUCUCCGCCGCCGGCCAGACGACUUUCAUGAAAAGGGUCGCCGCCGUUGUCGCCGCCGUGAAGAACGGCAAGGGUGUGUACUACUGGGAGGUUGGGUGGAUGAACAACCAAGCCCUAGGCUCCAGCUGCCCUUCCAACACCAUGUUCUCGUGGCCCGGCACUGCGUUGUCGAGUUUGGAUGUCUUCAAGAGUAUCUGA
Colletotrichum higginsianum IMI 349063 is the source of this 1053-nucleotide messenger RNA. RefSeq names its product Arabinogalactan endo-beta-1,4-galactanase. The transcript has a single exon. NCBI's taxonomy places the organism in Eukaryota, Fungi, Ascomycota, Sordariomycetes, Glomerellales, Glomerellaceae. Bases 1 to 1053 code for a protein of 350 amino acids. The record is from RefSeq and is a predicted model, not a curated record. Gene Ontology annotation, biological process: pectin catabolic process. Gene Ontology annotation, molecular function: glucosidase activity.